Molecule: messenger RNA, 1846 nt
Organism: Diachasmimorpha longicaudata
Lineage: Eukaryota; Metazoa; Arthropoda; Insecta; Hymenoptera; Braconidae
Gene: Idi
Product: isopentenyl-diphosphate Delta-isomerase 1
Exons: 2
Coding region: 460-1197 (245 amino acids)
Biological process (GO): isopentenyl diphosphate biosynthetic process; isoprenoid biosynthetic process
Cellular component (GO): cytoplasm
Molecular function (GO): isopentenyl-diphosphate delta-isomerase activity
Source: RefSeq, a predicted model, not a curated record
AAAAGACGUAGGUUAUUUUGACAUUCACUCCAUUUGUAAAAUAACAAAUACCUGCCCCACUUCGGGCACUUUCACUCUGGGGAAGUCAGUAAAAUCAAAGUCCAGGCUGAGGUAGUCGUCAGAAAGAAUUAAUAGAGACACUCCAGACCAUGAACAAUCAGUGAUGUCGUUUUAUUAGUGAUCUCCAGGUUAGUGAGCUGAGAAUUUCUUUGGUUUGUUAUCUGGAAUCAGUGGUUAACAUUUUUUUUCUGAAGCGUGAGAUUAAGAUCAGAGGAUCUGAGCCAGAGGUUAGAGGUCAGUGACGUGCUCCAUGGUUUUUCGGAUUAUUUAUUCUUCUCGUUGAAUAAAAAUUCAUGCAAGAGACUUUGGAGGCUGUUGGGAGGAGGAGAAUCUUGUUGGAGUACUGAGGUAACUGCUGAUCGUGGCAGUUUCCAGUCGAUUGUUGUUGAGAGAGAGAGAAUGCUGAAGUUUGCCAACGGAAUGAAGACUGUGGUGAGGGGGUUGACAUCUUCUGCUGGGAGAAAUGCCACCCCCAAGGUCGCUCCACUGCAGGAGGCUGCCAUGGACGAGAUGUGCAUUCUCGUGGAUGGCUUUGACAAACCCCUGGGGAAUGCUUCGAAGAGACACUGCCAUAGGAUCAGCGAUGGUGGGAUACCACUUCAUCGAGCCUUCAGUGUCUUCCUGUUCGAUGGACAAGGGAAUCUCCUGCUGCAGAAACGUUCGGCUUCGAAGAUAACUUUCCCCAGUUACUAUACAAAUACCUGCUGCAGUCAUCCAUUAACAGACGUACCUGGAGAAUCGGAGGAGAAAGAUGCCCUGGGCAUCAGGAGAGCCGCCAGACGAAGAUUAGCAUACGAACUUGGAAUUCCGAUGAACGAAAUUCAACCUGAGGAUUUUUUCUACGUCACGAGGAUUCACUACCAGGCGAUGGGGCCUGACGAUGUCUGGGGAGAGCACGAAAUCGAUUACGUGCUGUUCUGGAAGAAGGAUAAGGUCACGUUGAAUCCUAAUCCAGAUGAAAUCAGCGAGAUCAAGUGGAUCUCCAAGGAUAAAAUCGAGGAAUUCGUGGAGAAUUGUAAAUCACCCUUGACUCCGUGGUUUCAAUUAAUUUUGAAACACAAAUUACCUCUGUGGUGGGACAAUUUGGAGUGCUUGGAGAGGGUACAGGAUCACCAGAAUAUUCAGCGAUUUGUUUAGUUUAUUUCAGAAGGAAUAAAAGGAAUUGUUGAGUUGUUGACGAUGAAAUGUCGCCGAUUUUACGUCGUGGGACGAAACUUUCAGCUUUGAUCAUCCUCUGGAGGAAAGAGGAAAUAAUUGUUUUUAUUUAUAAAUUAUUUGACAGUUCGUUUCGAUUUUUAGUGGAUUGAUACGAGGAUUCGACUGUAAUGUUGGAAAAGUUUAACGACGUGAACAUUUUGCAGUAAAAGUGAAGGCAGCGACGGUAAAUUCGAUUUGGAAUUUCACCAGGAACAUGAAUUUUCAGUGGAUCUGUCAACAGAUCAAAAUUUUUUACCCAGAUGCACUGAAUGUCAGUCAAAACGUUACAAAAGUGCCAGAGAUCGUGAGGGUAAAAUGGAAACUUUUGAAGUUAUGAUUUAAAAAAUAUAUAAUUCAGGAAAAUAAUUCUAUGAAAAUAAAAAAAUCAAAAGUGUCCAUUUUUCCAAGAGUACUCACUAGUUGCGAUUGGCCUGAACAUACCUAAUUUUUUGGGAACUCCAAAGACUGAAGAAUUCGUCCCUACCAAAGUCAAAAAUUCCAGAAAACCAAAUCGUUCUAUUUUCAAAGUUUUCAGGGCAUUACCAUUGUAAAAAUUUGGGUUUUUUAAUAAACAUUUUUCCAUGUAAAA